AUGCGCGUCUCUCUCUUGUCUCGGGUGCGCCCUUUUGGACACGCCCCCCUGCUGCCUCCCCGUCUGCGUCUGGCCAGGGUCCGCGGCGCCACGGGAGACUGGAUCCACCGGAUUGAGCACUGCGAGGCGCUGGAGCUGAGGUUCCAUGUGGGUGCACUGGUGACUCCUGGUGGUGGUGUUUGCGCAGAAAAGUCUAGGUCCCCCUUUUUUGUUUUUUUCGUAGUGUCUGCUGUGCCAGGGGUGUUCUACUCCUUGUCCAGUCGCUAA
Knipowitschia caucasica is the source of this 267-nucleotide messenger RNA. The record is from the annotation of a GenBank genome assembly. Lineage: Eukaryota; Metazoa; Chordata; Actinopteri; Gobiiformes; Gobiidae.